GCCGGUAGCUCAACUCAUUCCUACGCCAUCAUCCCAACCGUUAACAACUACUACUAUAAUAGAAAUUAAUUUUGCCGUAGCCGUUUUAACUCCAACAGUCAAAAAUGGCUGACGAAUCACCGGCGGGAUCAGGUGCACCAGUACAAAUUGUUGAAGUUGCACCCACCACCAUAGCUUCCGCUGAUUCAACCACAUCUGGUGCCCGUAUGAUGAUGAACCACCCAUGGCUGGCGGCCGCCGCAGUGGCCGUGUAUGCCACCAAGGUCAUGUGGGUCAAGUUGCGCGAGAUUGGCCUGGCAAAGCGACUCAAAAAACAACAGGCAAAGCAGUCUAAAUCCUUGCAGGAUGUUGAUGAAGACACCGAAUCUGAAUCCGAUGAAGAGGACGACGACGACGACGUGCCCCAAGUGGCAGGUGCAGCUGAGGGACCAGGAAACUGGCUGAAAAUGGACAGUCCGAGGCUAAGCCAUCGCUCGAUCGAAGUUGCCCCCGCCGAUUGCUAGUUUUCGAUUCGGUGAUGAAGGACCAUGAAAGGACACUGCACACACACACACAACUACACUGGACAACUACACUAAUUGUUGUAAUGCUUGCGUUUUCAGUAGGGGAGGAUCGUCAAUCGUCCACUUGGGGGACACAAAUUGUUAGUUUCAAAACAUAAACCAAAAUCCUUGUAAGCCAUUGCGAUAUUGAAUUAGUUUUUAUGAGUUUACAUUAAAGCCUGCGAUGAAUGUAUGGUAACCUAACAUUAA
Messenger RNA from Drosophila erecta, 752 nucleotides. RefSeq lists its product as uncharacterized. The record is from RefSeq and is a predicted model, not a curated record. NCBI's taxonomy places the organism in Eukaryota, Metazoa, Arthropoda, Insecta, Diptera, Drosophilidae. The transcript is spliced from 2 exons. The coding region runs from base 105 to 503 and encodes 132 amino acids.